Meloidogyne enterolobii is the source of this 2272-nucleotide messenger RNA. The record is from the annotation of a GenBank genome assembly. NCBI's taxonomy places the organism in Eukaryota, Metazoa, Nematoda, Chromadorea, Rhabditida, Meloidogynidae.
CGGAGAAUUGAAACAUACACACAUGAAAGUGCUUAAACAUGCAGCUCAAAGAAAAGAAUUGGAAAGGCCAUUACCUGAAUUAUUGGCAGUUAUGUGUAUGUGCAAUAAGGCCCAUUUCGAACGUACUCGACGUUCUAUGCGCCGUGUUUGUACACAAAUGGCUUUAGAAAAAGAAUUGAGAGAACAAAAAAUUGUUGCUCGCCAAACUAAAACAUUUCGUGUUGUAGACCAAACUGGACAUGAAUCUGUUCGGGUACCUUCAACAAACGAUCUUUGUAAAAUGGAGGCAACUCUAACGGGCGAGGGAAUGGAAGAGGACCCAGAAAGGUGGCCAAAGGCUCGAAAACGUACAAAUGAUUUGAUUGGCUCGCCUUCUGAGGUUGCGUUGCUUCGUUAUGUGGAAAUGGUUGCUAGUGUGGAAGGAAUUCGAAAUAGAUAUAAGUUAAUGUUGGAAAUUCCAUUCAAUUCUGUUAGGAGAUGGCAAUUAGUUGUGGUUAAAUGUCUUGUUAGUACUUUAAGUAGCGGAGUGAGUGCUGGAACGCCUGAAAAGAGACCUCAAUUCAGUCGUUUCUUGACUCCAUCACCAACUACAGAACAUUCGGAAACAUCAGAAAAUGGGGAGAAUAAAAGCCAGCAUUCUCCACCCUCACAAAGUGCGGAAACUGAUUUUUCAGUUAUGAUUAAAGGAGCGCCUGAAGUGAUAUUGAGCCUUUGUUCCGAUGUUUUAAUGGCAAACGAACUCAAACCAAUUGAUGAACAAUUUCGACAUGAUUGCCAAGCUGCUUGGGAUCAUUUUGGUUCGGAAGGUCGUCGAGUUUUUGCUUUUGCUCAUCGUCAAUUUAGAGCUCCAGGGAAUACAAAGUUUUCUGCACAGUCGGAGAACUAUCCCAAAAAUGGCCUGACAUUUCUUGGAAUGGCUGCAAUGAUGGAUCCACCAAGAAACGAAACGGCCGCCGCAAUUCAACAAUGCAAAGAUGCCGGCAUUAAAGUUUUUAUGAUUACUGGCGAUCAUCCAAGUGCAGCUAGUGCAAUUGCUUCUCAAAUUGGGUUAACAACGACUAAAAAUGAGGUUAGGUCCCGAGGUAAUCAACAAAUAAAAUUAAGUCUCGAUCCGAGUCCCCAAAUUGACUGGGCAAUUGUUCUAGGCGAAUCACUGGCUGAAAUGAGCGUGGAAGAAUGGGAUCGAUUAUUAACCCACAAAUAUAUUGUUUUUGCGAGAACAACACCUGAACAAAAACUUUUAAUUGUGGAACAAUGCCAAAAGCGAGGAGAGACAGUUGCCGUUACUGGUGGAGGUGUUAAUGAUGCCCCUGCGCUGGCAAAGGCAAAUAUAGGAAUAGCUAUGGGUGUUAAUGGAAGUGAUAUUGCUAGAAGAGCUGCGGACAUAGUUUUAACAGACGACAAUUUUGCUUCGAUUGUGAAGGGCAUUGAAGAGGGCCGAUUGUUAUUUGACAAUUUAAGACUUUCUAUUGCCUAUACAUUGGCUCACCUUUGGCCUGAAGUUUGUCCAAUCAUUUUGAACUUUACUUUGGGAAUGCCUUUAGGAUUAGAACCGCUGCAGGCAAUAAACAAUAAAUGUUUUGUUUUUAGUAAUUUUUUAAUUUUCAAGAUUUUAAGUAUUGAUUUGGCUAGUGAACUUCCCCCGGCUAUUUCUUUGGCUUAUGAAAGUCCUGAAAGGGAUAUUAUGAAAGUUCCUCCUCGCAAUCGAAAUACAGAAUUAGUUUCGAGUAGAUUAUUGUUGUAUUCAUACCUUUUCUCUGGUACUUUUAUAACAAUUGGGUGUGUUGCUUCUUAUUUGAGUGUUUAUUGGUACAACAAAAUAUCACCUCUCAACUUGCUUUACACUUCAGAACGCUAUUGGCAUUAUGAGUCGGCCAAUCUAACAAUAAUCGGUCCAAAUUCUAAAGAAAUAUCAUUCGAUAAUUUAGAACAAAUUAGAAUUAGGAGACAAGCCGCAGCUGCAUGGCAAAUUACGUUGGUUAUGUCUCAAGUAUUCCAUCUUUACAUGUGCACAACUAGAAGAAUUUCCAUUUUUCAACAUGGCAUUACCAAUUUAGUCAGCAUUUUUGCAGUCAUUAUUGAAAUAUUAUUGCUCAAUUUAUUUGUAUACACGCCAGCAUUUCAAUAUUUAAUGGAUAUACAAUCCCCACCUUUGUUUGUAUGGCUGUUUGCACCAAUUGUUGGUCUCUACCUUCUAGUUUUUAAUGAAACGCGUAAAUAUUUUAUCAGGAAUCAUCCAAGAAAUAGAAUUGUUAAUUUACUCAAAUUUUAG